Molecule: messenger RNA, 1013 nt
Organism: Amyelois transitella
Lineage: Eukaryota; Metazoa; Arthropoda; Insecta; Lepidoptera; Pyralidae
Product: zinc finger protein 830
Exons: 5
Coding region: 21-962 (313 amino acids)
Biological process (GO): mitotic DNA replication checkpoint signaling; nuclear DNA replication; mitotic DNA damage checkpoint signaling
Cellular component (GO): nucleus; spliceosomal complex
Molecular function (GO): zinc ion binding; nucleic acid binding
Source: RefSeq, a predicted model, not a curated record
UCUGCCAUGCCACCAGUGCAAUGCUUUACUGUGUUUUGCUUGGUCUCUGUCUCUGUUUCUUUAGUACUAAAAUGUCGCUGAGAAUGAAAGUAGAAAAGAAAAAGACUCAAGAGGAGAUGCGUCGUUUGAUGGCAGAACGUAAAAAGAAGGAAUCAACAAAAAUUGACAAUCCUUUGGCUAAAUAUAAUAAUGCGGGACAGCUUACUUGUGUCCUUUGUAGUUCAAUAGUACGCUCUGAAAAUGUGUGGCCAGUUCACGUUAAUAGUAAGCAACACAGAGAAAAUAUUGAAAAAGCAAAGAAACUGAAAGAGUUGACUAACAAUUUUACAGUGGGUAAAAUUAAACAUAAAAGCGCAAGCCCUCCUAAAGAUGUACCACCGGAAAAGAAGAUAAAAGGCAUAUUGAAGAAUGCAGUUCCAUGUACCCCAACACUUACAGUACAACCUAAAAAUAAUGCACCACAAAUUAUUUCUUACCAUAAUGAAGAAAUCAAAAGGUUACCACUGAACACCGUUAUUCAACCCACAACAAGUAAAAUAGAUGAACUACCAAAAGUUGCAGAGGUUGUUGAUUCUUUGAAGGCACUGCAGACAGACCAGCCCAUUCCUGAAGGUUUUUUUGAUGAUCCAAUAUUGGAUGCUAAGGUAAGAAAUAUUGAAUAUAAAGAUCCAGUUGAAGAAGAAUGGGAGAAAUUUCAAAAAGAGAUUAAGGAGGAAGCUACUGCUUCUGCAGAAAUAAUAGCUGGUGAACAAGAAGAAGCAACUGCAGAACGCCAAAUUGAUGAAAUAGACGAACAGAUGCGCAAUUGGUCCAGAGUUUUAGAUUUAGAAUUAAAAAAAGAAGAAACCAAGAAGAAGAAAAUGGAUACUGACAGAAUGAGUGAAGACGAAGACGAUGACUCGGGCAAUGAAGAAGAUAUUGAUGAAUUUUUAGAUUGGCGAGCAAAAAAGUCAUAUGUAUAACCUUCUAAAUGAAAUCGCUUUUAAUGCAAUAAAUCGAAAAUAUAACGUUAU